AUGGGGACGGUCCUCUCCAUAUCCCCAAGCUACCGCAAGGCGGGACUGUUUGAAGGCAGCUCAUCCAGCGUGGCUCAUUACACUGCCGUCCAGAAUAGCAAGAAUGGAAAAUCUCUCAAGAGACAUUCGUUCAUCUCUGUGUUACCAUGGAAACGACUUGUGGCAGUCUCUUCCAAAAAGAGGCAACCGAAAAAGAGUCAGACCAACAUUGGUUACCAGAACAACAUCACUCAUCUCAAUAGUGAGAAUCUUAAGAAGUCCCUCUCCUGUGCUAACCUGUCGAGCUUCACGCAGGAUUCAAAAGAUUCUGUUUCUAAGGACCCGGUGUCUUCUGUCAGUAAGUCAUCUCAGCAGCAGCAAGUGCACUCUUCUCCGAAACGCGUGGUGGUGCAGGCCUCCACCAGUGAACUGCUGAAAUGUCUCGGAGAGUUCCUCUGCAGAAGGUGUUACAAGCUGAAGCAUCUUUCACCUACAGACCCUGUGCUAUGGCUGAGAAGUGUAGACCGAUCUCUACUUCUCCAGGGGUGGCAGGACCAAGGCUUCAUCACCCCAGCCAAUGUGGUCUUUUUGUACAUGCUCUGCCGAGACGUCAUUUCUUCCGAGCUGGCCAGCGAGCAAGAAUUACAGGCUUCCUUACUGACCUGUGUAUACCUGUCCUACUCCUACAUGGGCAAUGAAAUCUCUUACCCAUUAAAGCCCUUCCUAGUGGAAAGCUCUAAAGAGGCCUUUUGGGACCGAUGCCUGUCUGUCAUUGGACUAAUGAGCCCCAAGAUGCUGCGCAUCAAUGCAGACCCCCAGUAUUUCACUCAGAUCUUUGCUGAUCUGAAAGCUGAGGGCAUCCAAGAGGACAAGAACAGGCUGAUGAUAGGCUUGGAUCGGUGA
Messenger RNA from Staurois parvus, 882 nucleotides. Lineage: Eukaryota; Metazoa; Chordata; Amphibia; Anura; Ranidae. The record is from the annotation of a GenBank genome assembly.